Pseudozyma hubeiensis SY62 is the source of this 1455-nucleotide messenger RNA. RefSeq names its product NRPS-like enzyme. Lineage: Eukaryota; Fungi; Basidiomycota; Ustilaginomycetes; Ustilaginales; Ustilaginaceae. Bases 1 to 1455 code for a protein of 484 amino acids. The transcript has a single exon. The record is from RefSeq and is a predicted model, not a curated record. Gene Ontology annotation, biological process: long-chain fatty-acyl-CoA metabolic process. Gene Ontology annotation, cellular component: peroxisome. Gene Ontology annotation, molecular function: alcohol-forming very long-chain fatty acyl-CoA reductase (NADP+) activity.
AUGAGCUCCACUCGCAGUCCCUCGCCUAGUGGCACCGAGAGAUCCUCUGCUACUGACAUCUCGUCUGACGCAACCAGCAUCGUCGAGUCCAUGUCCAAUCUCCGCGCCGAAGACGACUCGAUCGUGCGCGAUCACACAAUUCAAGACGUCCUCAAAGGCUCGCGAAUCCUCAUUACUGGCGCUGCUGGCUUUGUUGGUGCUGCGCUCCUCCACCGAUUGCUCGGUGACGACUCCUUCGACGUGAAACAGGUCGUUGCGAUCGUACGAGGCAAGACUUCAGAGGAUGCCCUCAAGCGUCUCCCUAAAUCGGUUCACCAUCACGCGCAACCUGCGUCCGAAGGUGCGCUCCCCAAACUCGUCAUUGUCAACGGUGACUGCGCCCGACCCAACUUUGGUCUCAACGAGCAGGACUUCGAAAAGGUUCGCAAGACCGAAAUCGUCAUUCACUGCGCCGGCGACACCCGCUUCACCCUUCCCAUCUCCAAGGCUUUCGAGUCCAUGGCGGAUUUGGCUUACUUUACUGCUCGAUUCUCCCUCCUCACCUGGAACGUCAAGACUCACAUCCACGUCUCUACCACCUUUGUCGGCUGGUACCUCAAGAACGGCUCGCUUGUGAGCGAGUCCUUGACCCCCGAAGGAUGCGGCACCCAGGUCGACGAGCAGUCUGAACACGUCAACACCUACUUCCAGGCAAAGACCUACGCCGAAUCGUGCGUCAAUUCGCUCUUCACCUCGCAAGUGGGUCGCAAGCUGCACGGAAAGACGUGUCGAAUCGUCCGAUUGGCUACUCUUGGCCCUGCGAUCGACUUCCCUCGUGACGCGUGGGGUGCAGGUCACCCCUCGAGUCCCGUCUGCGCUGCUCUGGCUGCGCACGUCGCCGACCCCAACAUCAUCUUCCCCAACGCCGGUCUCGACGUGAUCCCGGUCGACAUCGCUGUCAACCAGAUCCUCGCCGUCACCGCCUCGGCACAUGCAUUGCAGAAGCUCCCCACAACUCACCGUCUGCAUCCCAAGAACCCUGCUGCACCGACGAGCAAGCAUCUCGCAGAAGUGCCAUGCUACCACGUUGCUUGCGGUCGUGGUGACGAAGCUCGUAUCCCCAUGACCCUCCUCAACGACGAAAAUGUCAAGAUCGAGGAGCCCUACAUCCCCACAACCAAUCUGCUCAAGGUGUACGAUCCCUUCAUCACCAAGAUUGUCGAAUUCGACGUUGCUCGCACACGCACCGUUCUCGGGUUGCCCGCACUUGUGCCCGACCAGCAAAGGAAACUCAGCAAGGCAAGCAUUUCUGAUCUGCCACUCAAGCAGGGCUCGCUCAAGCUCGACAUUGUCAAGUCGGUCCAGGAUCGUUUCGGAAACGACAAGCUUCAGGGCUGGACGGGCUACCUCCAGCAGGUCCGAGACCAGAUGGAGGCCAUGGGCCCCCGUUCCGACUGGGAGACCUUUGUCGACUGA